UGCACCCAGCUUCGGCCGGCGCUCCGCCUGGGCUCAGUCUGGACCUGGCUGUGCACGCGAUGGCGGGCUUAGCUCUGAGGGUCGCCGGGCGGCAGCUGAGCCAGCGCGGUGGAUCUGGAGCACCCAUCCUGCUGCGGCAGAUGUUUGAGCCCGAGAGCUGCACCUACACGUACCUGCUAGGAGACAGAGAGUCCCGAGAGGCCAUUCUCAUCGACCCGGUUCUGGAGACGGCGCCUCGCGAUGCGCAGCUGGUCAGGGAGCUGGGGCUGCGGCUGCUGUACGCCGUGAAUACCCACUGCCACGCGGACCACGUUAACGGCUCCGGGGGCGCCCCCCCGCCCCUUUCCCUGCUCCGCCCGCUCUCCCCCGCCUGCCAGUCUGUGAUCUCGCGCCUUAGUGGGGCCCAGGCCGACUUGCACAUCGACGAGGGAGACUCCAUCCGCUUCGGGCGCUUCGCCUUGGAGACCCGGGCCAGCCCUGGCCAUACCCCAGGCUGUGUCACCUUUGUCCUAAAUGACCACAGUAUGGCCUUCACUGGAGAUGCCCUCCUGAUCCGAGGAUGUGGACGAACAGAUUUCCAGCAAGGCUGUGCUAAGACUUUGUACCACUCGGUCCAUGAAAAGAUCUUCACACUUCCCAGCGACUGUCUGAUCUACCCUGCCCACGAUUACCACGGGCUCACAGUGUCCACGGUGGAGGAAGAGCCGACUCUGAACCCCCGGCUCACCCUCAGCUGUGAGGAGUUCGUCAAGGUCAUGGACAACUUGAACUUGCCCAAACCUAAGCAGAUCGACAUCGCUGUUCCAGCCAACAUGCGCUGUGGGGUCCAGAGCCCCCCUUCCUGACCUCGCUCACCUCUGCCAGGUGCUCACAUCCGUUAAGAAUGCACUAGGUGGGGGAGGAGAGAGGUGUCGCACCUGUCCCCCUUCCCACCCUCACCACCCGUUAGCCCCUGGAGCCUCUCAAUAAAACGUUUUCUUUUUUGCCAUGAA
Messenger RNA from Tupaia belangeri chinensis (Chinese tree shrew), 992 nucleotides. RefSeq names its product ETHE1 persulfide dioxygenase (gene ETHE1). Lineage: Eukaryota; Metazoa; Chordata; Mammalia; Scandentia; Tupaiidae. Gene Ontology annotation, molecular function: sulfur dioxygenase activity. Gene Ontology annotation, cellular component: mitochondrion. Gene Ontology annotation, biological process: hydrogen sulfide metabolic process; glutathione metabolic process. The record is from RefSeq and is a predicted model, not a curated record.